Coffea arabica (coffee) is the source of this 1445-nucleotide messenger RNA. Its product is annotated as rho GDP-dissociation inhibitor 1. Gene Ontology annotation, cellular component: cytoplasm; cytosol; membrane. The record is from RefSeq and is a predicted model, not a curated record. Gene Ontology annotation, molecular function: Rho GDP-dissociation inhibitor activity; protein binding. Lineage: Eukaryota; Viridiplantae; Streptophyta; Magnoliopsida; Gentianales; Rubiaceae. Gene Ontology annotation, biological process: Rho protein signal transduction.
AAAUGUAUGGAGUACAAUCUUCCCAAUUUAGCAUAUUCCGUGUAGCAACCGUACGAGGAGGAAAAUAAUAACACGAAACCACUAUACGAGGAGGAAAAUAAUACCACAUAACCACCACCUUUUUCCAAAUACAAGAACCUUUAUAUAUCAUUCUCUUUUCCCCUUAUUAUACCAGCUUCCUACUCCUCCGCCUAACCCCUCUCUCCUCUUCUUUCUUCUCCUUGAUGCCCUUUGUCUCCCUUGUUUCUUGCCAAUUUUGCGAGCCAAAAUUUGUGAUCAUUAAAUAACAAGAAUGUCUGCCUCUGUUGAAACGCUUUCUCCAUCCAAGCACAGCGCUAGAGUUAGUCCUUUCAAUGAGAAUGAUGACCAAAGCAGGAUGAAGAAGGGCAUAAAAAAUGAGCAGAUCAAGCCAGAAGAAGCAGAGGAGAAUGGAAGCAAAAGUGACGUUGAUAUUGAUGAGCGAGAGAAAGAUGAUCUUUCAUUAAAAUGUAAUAAAGCAUUACACGUUUCUUCCUCGAUGCCGCUAGAGAAGGACAAGAAUAAUGGGAGACAUCUGCAGUCGUGGAAAGAACAUCAUCUUGCACAGAUAAACAUUCGUGGAGAUACAAAAGUAAGUCGAGUUCCAGAGGUGGAAAUAAAAAGCAUUUCGAUCCUGUGCCGGGGUCGGCCAGAAAUUGUCUUGUCAGAGCCAUUUGCUUCGAGUCCUAAGGCCUUGCUCUUCAUCCUAAAAGAAGGAAGCCGAUACCGCCUCAGAUUCAACUUCAUUGUUUCUAACAAGAUUGUUACUGGCCUUAGAUAUGUAAAUACUCUAUGGAAAGCCGGAGUGAGAGUUGACAAGUCUGAAGUUUGUUUAGGAUCAUUCAGCCCAAAAGAAGAGCCUUAUUCCUAUGAAUUAGAAGAAGAUACAGCACCUUCCGGUAUCUUUGUAAGGGGCUUGUAUUGUGCAAGAACCAAGGUUAUUGAUGAUCAUCAGAAUUGCUAUUUGGAUAUCAAAUACUACUUCGAAAUUCAGAAGACUUGGCCCUCAGAUUCUUGAGGUUAUCUGCUCUUGCACGUAUGAUGUGCUGCAUGGUAAAGAACAAAAUCAACCCCAGAUGAUUAGUUGACUUGCACGAGGCCUGUUUCUUCCAAUUUUGGAAGAUACCAUUGUCCUCUACGAGAAUGGUCAAUAAAGAUGCAAUCCACAUUCUGAAUGAAGGAUGAAGGACCAUCAAGCUCUGGCUAACAUGUAAUAAAAUUCAUGACAUGAUAUUGCUUUUCAUUAGCAAGAUAAUCCAAUUUUAGUAGAAUACUACCAUAAGAUCCCGAGAUCAAUAGUUUUUUCCCUCCUGCAGAAUCAUUCUGCCAUGUAUAUAAUUUAACCUUCUUCAACUCAAUCGCAAGGAAAUGUUACACUGGAGAGAUUUUUUGUUUUUAUUUUCGUUAAUAAAAGACCAUUAAUCUUG